CUCACACACGGAACACUCCAAGAGAAGAGCGAUGCUGAAGACGGAAAUCGAGUGCGGCGGCGGCGGCGGAUGGGGGCUAAUUUGCGAGGCGUGCGAGCGAGCUGCGGCGGUUGUGAUCUGCAAGGCGGACGCGGCGUCGCUGUGCGGCGCGUGCGACGAGGAGAUCCACUCGGCGAACCCACUGGCGCGGCGCCACCUCCGGGUGCGGCUCCCUGCGGCGGAGGAGGAGGAGGAAGCGGCGUCGUGGCUGGUGCUCAACAAGAACGAGAGGCAGAGCCUGUUCGGGGGAUCGGAGGAGGAGGAGUUAGAAGAUGGAGAUGAAGAGGAGGAGUAUUUGAAGUUGGUGGAGCUGGAUGAGGAGUUCAAGGACGGUGGUUAUGGCGGCGGAGGAGACGACAGCGUGGUGCCGGUUCCGCUCGAUCAGUUGCACUUCCAGCACCACGGUUACGACAUGUUCUCCGCCGAACCCGAGUUUCACUCCUUCACUAACGCCGCCUUCCUCACCCACCACUCCGUGUCAGUGUCGUCAAUGGAGGUGGGCGUGGUGCCGGAUUCAACGACGACAACCGUGAGCGACAUGUCGAUUAUUUCCAACGCGCGGCCGCCAAAAGGGACGAUCGACCUGUUCUCCGGCACGGCGGCGAUUCAGCUGAGUCCGACGGACAGAGAAGCCCGAGUUCUCCGCUACAGAGAGAAGAAGAAGACCAGAAAAUUCGAGAAGACGAUCCGAUACGCCUCCAGAAAGGCCUACGCCGAGACCCGGCCCAGAAUCAAGGGCCGGUUCGCCAAACGAACCGAUGUCCAGGUCCAACUGGACCGGAAAUUCUCCUCCAAACGAACCGAUGCUGGGUAUGGGAUUGUGCCUUCCUUUUGAAGAACAAAGCUGGUUUAAGUUUAAGUACUAAAUUACUAAUUAUAGUUAAUUAAAUUUUAACUGUUUCGAAUAUAGAAUAAUAUUUUGCCUUGAAUUGUAUAUUAAUUUUUGUAAUUAUUUAUACCGUUCAGUCUUGUUCAUUUGUUGAAACUUUGCUCCUGAAUAUAUGUUUGUAAUAUUUUUUUUCCAA
Messenger RNA from Momordica charantia (bitter melon), 1064 nucleotides. Its product is annotated as zinc finger protein CONSTANS-LIKE 1. Gene Ontology annotation, cellular component: nucleus. Gene Ontology annotation, biological process: regulation of photoperiodism, flowering; regulation of flower development. Lineage: Eukaryota; Viridiplantae; Streptophyta; Magnoliopsida; Cucurbitales; Cucurbitaceae. Gene Ontology annotation, molecular function: zinc ion binding; DNA-binding transcription factor activity; protein binding. The record is from RefSeq and is a predicted model, not a curated record.